Molecule: messenger RNA, 1353 nt
Organism: Hyaloscypha bicolor E
Lineage: Eukaryota; Fungi; Ascomycota; Leotiomycetes; Helotiales; Hyaloscyphaceae
Product: glycoside hydrolase family 76 protein
Exons: 3
Coding region: 1-1353 (450 amino acids)
Biological process (GO): fungal-type cell wall biogenesis; carbohydrate catabolic process
Molecular function (GO): mannan endo-1,6-alpha-mannosidase activity
Source: RefSeq, a predicted model, not a curated record
AUGAGGGUAAGGGCACAGCUUGUUUGGUCUCUCUGCGUGCUUGCCGGUCAAGGAGCAGAAGCUGCCAUCACCCUCGAUCUCACCUCGAAAGAUUCGAUCAAAGCCGCAGCGAGCACGAUAGCGUUCGAUUUAAUGAGCUACUACACGGGAAACAAUACCGGGGACGUGCCUGGAAACCUUCCAGAUCCAUACUUCUGGUGGGAGGCUGGUGCUAUGUUCGGGACGAUGAUCAACUACUGGUAUUAUACGGGCGACUCGACUUACAACGCUGUGACAACGCAAGCAUUGCUACACCAGGCUGGAGACGAUGGGGAUUAUAUGCCGUUGAAUCAGACGAAAACAGAAGGAAAUGACGAUCAAGGAUUCUGGGGAAUGGCAGCGAUGACGGCGGCAGAAACGAAAUUCCCAGAUCCGCCAGCAGGGAAGCCAGGAUGGCUUGCACUGGCUCAGGGGGUAUUCAACACACAGACCCCGCGGUGGGACGAAACAACAUGUAAUGGAGGCUUCCGAUGGCAGAUCUUCACUUUCAACAAUGGGUUCAAUUACAAGAAUAGUAUAUCGAACGGGUGUGUCUUCAACUUGGCAGCGAGGCUUGCGCUAUACACGGGGAAUGCAACAUAUGCGGAUUGGGCCCUCAAGACUUGGGAUUGGAUGAAUGGGGUUGGUCUCAUGUCGCCGCAGUAUAAAAUUGUCGAUGGAACGCAUAACACCGAUAAUUGCACGCAGAAGGAUCCGAAUACUUGGACAUACAAUGCCGGGAUUUUUCUUCUGGGUGGUGCAGCGAUGUACAACUAUACAAAUGGGAGCGCUUUGUGGCAAGAACGAGUCACUGGAUUGCUCAACGCCUCGUUAUUGUUCUUCGAUGAUGCCGGCAUAAUGUUCGAGCCCUGCGAAUUCGGCAAGUGCAACAUCGAUCAACGCUCCUUCAAAGCAUACUUCGCUCGCUGGCUCGCCGCAACCGCAGGACUUGCUCCCUUCACGCACGACGUUAUCAUGGCAAAACUGAGAACAACUGCAAAAGCAGCAGUCGGUACUUGUACUGCGGGUAAGAGAGGGACAGAGUGCGGGUUGAGAUGGAACAUGACAAACGAUGGUAGCUUAGGGGUUGGGGAGCAGAUGGCAGUGCUAGAGGCAGUGCAAAGCAACUUGGUGGAUGAAGUGCCUGGGUGGGUGAGCGCCGUGAAGGGUACGGGGACGAGUCGGGGGGAUGUAAAUGCUGGGACUGGGAGUACGGCUUCUUCGAGAUUAACUACGGGCCCAGUCACGACUGCUGAUCGGGCUGGAGCGGGGAUUCUGACGGCGCUGGUCCUUCUCGGCGUUUUGGGGGGAAGCAUAACUAUGAUUUUGGAAUAG